Molecule: messenger RNA, 2637 nt
Organism: Tripterygium wilfordii
Lineage: Eukaryota; Viridiplantae; Streptophyta; Magnoliopsida; Celastrales; Celastraceae
Product: subtilisin-like protease SBT3.18
Exons: 10
Coding region: 1-2373 (790 amino acids)
Biological process (GO): proteolysis
Molecular function (GO): serine-type endopeptidase activity
Source: RefSeq, a predicted model, not a curated record
AUGUCUAGUACUUCUCUUCAACUUUUGAUCAUAUAUUUCUCAUUAUUCUCACUUUCACUUUGUUUUAUCAACUCAGCAUCCACUAGUUCUCAUGUUUACAUUGUGUACUUAGGGCUCACCAAGCAUGAUCAUGAUCCUGCUCUUACUUCCUUGUCCCACAUUCAACUGCUCUCUAGUGUUUUUGAGAGUGAAGAAGAUGCUAAAAGAUCCACGGUUUAUAGCUACAAGCAUACUUUCUCAGGCUUCUCAGCAAAGAUCAAUUCUACACAAGCAAGCACCUUAGCCAGGAUGGAAGGAGUUAUAUCAGUUUUUAGGAGCAGAACAUUGAAGUUGCAUACUACAAGAAGCUGGGAUUUCUUAGGCCUAACCUUGGAAGGCGGUGAAGUGAGUCCACUGCAGCUGAUCUAUGGAGAUGACACUAUUGUUGGUGUCUUUGAUACAGGCAUAUGGCCAGAAUCUGAAAGUUUCAAGGAAGAACCAAACAUGAGACCAAUCCCAUCUAGCUGGAGGGGAAAGUGUUUUGGAGGAGAAAAUUUUGACCCCAAAACAGCAUGCAAUCGAAAACUAAUUGGUGCACGUUACUACUUAAGUGGCUUUGAACGACAAUAUGGGGCAUUAAACAUCAGUGGAAACCCAGAAUAUCGAUCAGCUUGCGAUUUUCUUGGCCAUGGAACACACACAGCUUCUACCGCAGUUGGAUCCAUAGCCAAAAGUGCAGACUUCUUUGGCUUAGGCAAAGGCAUUGCUAGGGGUGGCGCGCCAAGGGCACGAAUAGCAGUGUACAAAAUAUGUUGGGGAAAGAAUUAUGUCGCAAAGUGUACUGAAGCUGAUAUUCUAGCUGCUUUUGAUGAUGCUUUGUAUGAUGGGGUUCAUGUUAUUUCAGCCUCAAUUGGUUCACCUCCACCAUUGCCUCCAUUUUUCGGUUCAUCUUCGGAUAUCGGGUCAUUUCACGCAAUGCAACUUGGUGUUAGUGUUGUGUUCUCAGCAGGAAAUGAUGGUCCUUAUCCAUCUCAGGUGACAAAUGUUGCUCCAUGGAGUCUUUGUGUGGCUGCUUCUUCAAUUGAUCGAACAUUUCCUACCCGGAUCAUCUUAGGCAGUAACUUCUCUGCCAUGGGAGAAAGCUUCAUUAGAAAAGAAGUCAAUGGACUAUUGGCAAAUGCACCGAGAUAUUUUACUAAUGGGUACUCUCAUUUGAUGUCCAGGGUUUGCAGGCGAGAUAACUGGAAUAAGAAACUAGCUUCUGGGAAGGUUGUGCUGUGCUUCUCCACCACAGGCUCGAUAGAUGAUAGUGCAACGGCACAAGAUGCAGUCUCGAAUGCAGAUGGUUUGGGUUUGAUAUACGUGGGACCUCCAACCAUGCAAAUUGCAGAUAUCAAUGAUAUCAUCCCCACGGUACGAGUGGACGUUGAUCAAGGAACCAGAAUCCGAUACUAUCUUGCUCAAUCUCAAUACCUCCCCACAGUGCAGAUAGAAGCAGCUAAAACCCUGAUUGGAAAGUCACUGGCACCUACAGUUGCAUCAUUUUCUUCUAGAGGACCAAGCUCCAUUUCACCCGAUAUUCUUAAGCCAGACAUUACAGCUCCUGGAAUCAACAUAUUAGCAGCAUGGCCUACCAAAACUCCUCCAUCCCUGUCACAAAAUGAUAAUAGGUCCGUGUGUUGGAAUUUUCAGUCGGGGACAUCAAUGUCAUGCCCUCAUGUUUCAGGAGUAGUAGCCCUUCUAAGAUCAGCACAUCCAGACUGGUCUCCUGCAGUAAUUAGGUCUGCUCUUAUGACCACAGCUGACACUACAGAUACAACCUUUGACACUAUUCAAGCUGGCGGGUCAAUGAAAGGAUCAGAUCCCCUUGACAUUGGUGCUGGUCACAUAAACCCUUCAAAAGCUAUGCAUCCUGGUCUGGUUUACGACAUGAAAACCAGGGACUAUAUCCUCUUCCUAUGCAACAUCGGCUACUCCCAAAAACAAAUAAAGGCCUUAAUUCUUCCUUGUCCCGGGACUGACACAAGCUGCCCAAAAUUAUACAAAGCAAAUGCCAACAUAAACUAUCCAUCAAUUACAGUUUCAAACCUUCAGUCUAGUACAACAAUUAAGAGGACUGUUCGUAUUGUGAGUCGAAAGAAGACUGCAAUAUACUUUUCUAAUAUUGUCAAGCCGAAUGGAGUGGAGGUGGUGAUAUGGCCUCGGAUCUUAAUCUUCUCACAUUUCAAACAAGAAAUUUCUUACUAUGUGACUCUCACACCUGAGAAGCGAUCUCAAAACCGAUAUGAUUUCGGAGAGAUAGUUUGGACAGAUGGGUUCCAUUAUGUCAGGAGUCCACUGGUUGUGUUGGUGAACACUCAUGAUGAUUUCUCAGGCUCCACUGCUGAUCAUUAAAGUAACUAUAUCUAACCCCCUCAGUCUUUGUUGGGUUGUUAAUUGCCCUCAGUCUUAUAUUUCUGUUUGUCACAUUACUGGUUUUGUCCCAUGCUUUUGCUGGGCUUUGUUGUUUACAACAUUGAGAUACUAAAAUAAACUUGAGUAUGCUUUUAUAAGGGUUCUCUGCUACGGCCAGCAAGUAAUAAAAGUGACUUUGCUGCUAUGCAACUACGGCUUGCUAUCAAUAGAAGGCGCACUACAAAGCUCAGCAAAAAAAAAUAU